Molecule: messenger RNA, 649 nt
Organism: Microdochium trichocladiopsis
Lineage: Eukaryota; Fungi; Ascomycota; Sordariomycetes; Xylariales; Microdochiaceae
Exons: 2
Coding region: 62-649 (195 amino acids)
Source: RefSeq, a predicted model, not a curated record
CGAAACAACGUUCACAUACGAGAUAGAAAACUGACGCAACUCUUUUCCAGCGGCUAUCUUAAUGUCGGCAAUGUUCUCAACAAGUCGAGGCCUUGUACUUGGCCGCUAUGAGAAACUCGAUAGAGACGAAACCGAGGAGCUCGACCAAUCUUCCGACGGAGCUUCUACAGUAAAACCCGGAUCCGGAGGAUUUCGCAGCCCCUGUAUCCGCAUUACUCUCUCUGUUAUUAUCGCCCUCGAAACAGCAGUCUUGGUUUUCGUCCUUCUUACUGCUAUGCCUUAUUCCGAGAGCGCCGUCCACGUUCCAAGGCCUCUAGAUUCCAUCGGUAAUGGCAGCGAAAUUUUCUCCGAGUGGAUUGACUGUGGCCAGUCCUUCUCGGAGGCACGCAACCGAGGCUGCGUCUGGGACUUGAUGCUUGGACUUUGGAUACACGAAUCUUGUUUUAAUGGCGUGAUGAUGGACCGGUACCUCCGUGAGAGGAACCAUUCGUUCUACUACGACAGGGAAUUGACGCAAGAAAUGUCAGAGGAAGAGGCACGAAGGGGAGAGGUUGUGCUAUGGGGUGAUGCUGGUUUCCACCAUCGCCACUUUGUGCUGGCUUUAAGGAUGGAUCCUACCUUUAGCCAGUGCGGAUUUCCGAAGGCUUAA